Molecule: messenger RNA, 6778 nt
Organism: Loxodonta africana (African savanna elephant)
Lineage: Eukaryota; Metazoa; Chordata; Mammalia; Proboscidea; Elephantidae
Gene: TMCO4
Product: transmembrane and coiled-coil domains 4
Exons: 14
Coding region: 193-1842 (549 amino acids)
Source: RefSeq, a predicted model, not a curated record
GGAGAGGAAAAGAGAGGGGAAGGGAGCGGAGAGGAGGGAGGAGCCCGGAGGGAGGAGCCCGGACCGCCGCUGCCGCCGCUUUAAGGACAAGUCUCAUGUUUCUCUGAAGAACCUUCAAGAAGCUAGACAGCCUGUCUUGAAACUUAGAGAGAAGGGAGGCCCACAGUUGUUUCUUGAAAUCUGAGGCUGGCAAUGGCCACGUGGGAAAGACCUAGCCAGAGGCUGCCUCAGCAGCAGCCUCAGGUAGCCGAGGCAGCCACAGAGGGGGACCCGAGUCUGCCCACAGGCCGGGAGCUGGCCGAGGCCAACCGCUUCGCCUAUGCCGCGCUCUGUAGCAUCUCCUUGUCCCAGCUGUUUCCAGAGCCUGAGCACAGCUCCUUCUGCACAGAGUUUAUGAUGGGCCUGGUGAAGUGGUUAGAGCUUUCCGAAGCUGUCUUGCCAACCAUGACUGCUUUUGCCAGCGGCCUGGGAGGCGAAGGAGCAGACGUGUUUGUUCAGAUUCUAUUGAAGGACCCCAUCUUAAAGAAUGACCCAUUGGUGAUCACUCAGGACCUUCUGACCUUCUCACUCAAGGAUGGGCACUAUGAUGCCCGGGCCAGAGUCCUCGUUUGCCACAUGACCACCCUACUCCAGGUGUCCUUGGAGGAGUUGGAUAUCCUUGAAAAGACGUUCCUCGAGAGCCUGAAGGAAACCAAAGAGGAAGAAUCUGAAAUGGCCGAGGCAUCCUGGAAGAAGAAAGAAAACCGGAGGAAAUGGAAGCGGUAUCUCCUGAUAGGCCUGGCGACUGUCGGAGGCGGGACGGUGAUUGGUGUGACCGGGGGUCUAGCUGCCCCUCUUGUUGCUGCAGGAGCCGCGGCAAUCAUUGGCAGUGCCGGGGCAGCAGCUCUGGGCUCAGUGGCUGGCAUAGCUGUCAUGACCUCACUGUUCGGUGCAGCUGGUGCCGGCCUGACAGGAUACAAGAUGAAGAAGCGUGUUGGGGCCAUUGAAGAGUUCACGUUCCUGCCUCUGACGGAAGGCAGGCAGCUGCACAUCACCAUCGCCAUCACAGGGUGGCUUGCCUCUGGAAGAUACCGCACCUUCAGCGCCCCAUGGGCUGCCCUGGCCCGCAGCCAUGAGCAGUACUGCCUGGUCUGGGAGGCCAAAUACCUGAUGGAGCUUGGCAAUGCCCUGGAGACCAUCCUCAGUGGUCUGGCCAACAAGGUGGCCCAAGAGGCCCUGAAAUACACAGUGUUUUCUGGCAUUGUGGCUGCCCUGACCUGGCCAGCAUCACUCCUCGCUGUCGCCAAUGUCAUCGACAACCCCUGGGGUGUGUGCCUCCACCGAUCAGCAGAGGUUGGCAAGCACCUGGCCCACAUCCUGCUCUCCCGGCAGCAGUCUAAGACAGACCUUCCAGCAUUACGUCCACGUUGCAGCCAGUGGGAAGGCCAGCGACCCGUCACCUUGAUUGGCUUCAGCCUGGGAGCCAGAGUCAUCUACUUCUGUCUGCAGGAGAUGGCUCAGGAGAAAGAUUUGCAAACAAGGACUAAGACUCAGAGAGCUGGAGUGACUUGUCCAAGGUCGGAGCUGGGACAUGGCAGAGCUGUGAUUCACACCAGUGCCGGACCCCAAAGCCUGGGUCAUUCCACUGCAUCAGGCCACCCUCCCUGCUCCUUCUCUUGGCUUUUUACCCAUCUGUCUGUUUCUACAUUCACUGUUUUGUGUUAUAAAGUAUCUGCUCAAAGGUCUCCCUCCUCAGUUACAGUAUUUUCAGCUUUGGGGCAGAUACUGUGUCUGUCUUGGUAUCACCAGCGCCUGGCACAGGACAUGGCCCAUAGGAGGUGCCCAGUGGUUGUUAAUAGAUGAUUCAUUAAUGGAGGGAUAUGAAGGCAGCCAUGAAGUUUGCUGUGAGUGUUACCUGCAGAAGUCGUCUGCCCAAGGCCUGGCAGAGUGACGCCACAGCCCAGGAGACCCGGGCCGGCCUACUGGCCUGUUGCCAACCUGUGCCCAGGUGUCCUAGUAACCUGGCAGCUCUUAGGCUAUUCCCACUCCCAGACUGCUGCAGGCAUGACCAGCCAGCACAUAUACACCUGAAUGCACUGAUCCUGCCUGCUGGAAACCAAGACAAACGUGCACCUGCCAACCAUUUAUGCGUUUGGGCAGGAAAUACAUGUAGCCAGAAUUCCCAGGGAUGAACAGGCCAUUUCCAAUGACGGGCCACUGGCAAAGGGUAUUUCUGGCCCCUGCAGGGGUGAGAGCCGGGGUGGCCAGGAAGAGCCACCAUCUGUGCACUCACGGGGAGCUUCUAGGCCCCAGAUCGUGGUGGGCGUUUCAUCUUUUCUAGUAUUUCCUUUUAAAAGGUUUUAAAAAUUGAGAAGUUGGGAAGCAAACUCAAUUCAAACUGACUCAUGGUGACUGGCUGAGCCAGGAUAUGGCCCCAUGAGCCAAGAAAUCAAUUACGGCUUCCGUUAAUUGAUGCGUUUAUUCUCCCAGUCAUUCCAAAAGGAUUUGAAGGGAAUUAAUUAAAGGCAUCACACAUUGUGGCUGCGCUGUGGCCCUGUCCAUGCAGUCAGCAAGACAUCAUGCAAUAAGCCAGGCUGGCCUGUUGGCGAUUCGUUCAGUAAACAUGAGCCUACAAGGCCUGCUGCACUCUGGCACCGGGGUUGGUUAAUUGAGUCAAUCCUGGCUCCUGCAUUCCACUCCAUCUGUAAAAUGACUCGAUUUGAUCACUUUUCCUUGUGUCCAUGAUGCGAGGCAGAGAGGCAGCCAGCUCAGAAGCUAGCAUCCUUUAUGACAUGAAACAGGGAGCACAGGACUUAGAGUUUAAAGGCCUGAAUUCAAAUUCGGACUCUACUAGUUACUGUCUGUGUGCCAUAAGGCAAGUCACUUCACCUCUCUGAGAUCCAGGCUAAUUAGUAAAAUUAGGUUGCUGAUGCCUCCUGGGGUUGUUCUGGGGAUUUAAUAAUUACCAUUUAUUAAGCACCUUAUGCCAGGCAUUAUGCUAAGAACUUUGCAUAUUUCUCAUUUACUGUACAAACUACCAUAAGAUAUAAAGAAAAAAAAGGUAGGUAUUAAUAUUCCCAUUUUGCCUAUUAGGAGACUGAGGCCAGGGGCUGUGUCCGUUUUGUUCACCUUUGUGUCAUGAGCACCCAGCAGAGGACUUGGCCCAGAGGAGAGUCACAGCAGCUUACAUAUGAUGGGCCGGGUACUCCACUCCAGCCUGUUGUCGUUGUUGGGUGCCGUGGAGUCGAUUCUGACUUGUAGCAACCCCAUGAGGCAGAGUAGAACUGCCCUGUGGGGUUUUUUGGGUUGUAAUCUUUAUGGAAACAGAUCGACAGGUCUGUCUCCCGAGGGGCCACUGGGUGGGUUCAAACUGCCAACCUUUCAGUUAGCAGCCAAGCACUUAACCAUUGCACCAACAGGGCUCCCUGCACAAAGCUGGCCUCUCAGUAUGGUGGACAUGGCAGUGCAGUGCUUGGUAUGUAGUAGACCCUCAGUAAAUAAGCAUUGUUUUCUCCUUCUCUCCUUGAGUUUAUCCAUAUGGAUUUUUCCAAGGCUCCAGUACUCAUUGCCUCUGAGCUUGAUAAUAAAACAAUAACGUUUUUAGACUAACUGGCAGCUGUCAGGAAGAAAUGAGUCAGCAGAACGCAUGAGUCACUUCUGCUUUCACUAAAGGCUGACCAGCCCUGGAGUCUUCCCAGGACACUCAGCGCAAUCAUUUGGCUCCCCCUGGGGAUGCAGACACCCUUGCCCUUUGCUGCCACCACCUGCUGAAAUGCCUUUGAUCACACAUUAAAUGCUGGUUAUUCCAGUUGUCUCGGCUCAGCCAGCUACCGUGAGUCAGUCUAAAUUGAGUUUGCUUCCCAACUUCUCAGUUUUUUAAAUCUUUUUAAGGCAAAUACUGGUUGUGGGAAGAAGGCAAGAAUUCGGGGACUGGCUAUGGUCUCAACUCUGGGGCCCAGCGUCUUGCUCCAGCAUCAACCCACAGGGUACAGUCUCCACUUGACCGGCUUCCUCCUCCUCCCACAGACUGGCCACCAGCCCCCAGGACCCACUAGAUAAGUCCACUUGGCUUCUGGGGCCACAGGUUAGAACUGGAAGAACCUCCAGAAACACCUCCUCCAACACCUUCAUCUUACAGGCAAGGUAGAGACAGUGUUUGCUCCAAAAGGUGGUGGCCAUUGGUGUUUGCUGUUAUGCCUGAGGGAACCCAGGAGUACCCAAAUCCCACCCUAGAAAGUACCUGCUUCUCCCCGCAGGCUUCCCAAUAGAGAUGAACAUGCACACCCUGGCUAAACGAUGAUCAGGGCACCACCGUCAUCCAGGCUGGCACCCAGUGACCCCAGGGAAAAACUAAGCUGCAGGUAUGCUGGAUCACCCAGCAGGGUCAGCCACCUGGAAGCUCCGGACCUGACCUGGGCCCUCCUGCAUCCUGGCUGGUGGCGUGGAGGAAGGAAGGGAGUCAAAGGAGAGAGGGAGAUGAAGAGGGGACCAUCUCCACUGCCUGGAAUGAAGCUAGGGCCAAGAAGAGAGAACAAGGUGGCCCUGCCUACCCCAAGGGACCUGGCUAGCUUGUGAGCCCCAUUGCAGGAGAGGGAACCCAGCCUGUGGUCCUGCUUCCUGAUGUACAGAGUCCUGCCCACGAGUGCAUGUGGCCCAUCGGUGUCCUUGCAUUUGACCAGUCAGAGCAGCACCCCCUCUUCCCUUGGCCAGUACUGGGAGGCCUGGGCAGACAGUGGGUAGAGGGAUAUGCUGGUGUGAAAGGAGAGGCUGAGAAUUCCUUCCGCCACUCCUGCAGCUGAGGCCGGACAGACCCAGGUAGCCAUACUCCAGCACCAGCACUUGCCCCAGCCACCCUGCCACCUCAGGACAGUCAGCACUCCCCUGGGGCCUGAAAAUCUGUUGUGCAGAAGUUCCCCAGAAUGUUCUUUGUUCCAGGAUAUAUCUCCCUGGCCUGUCUCUCCUGCCUCCUGGUCUAGCCAUUUCUAGACACACUUCCUACCCCUAACUGUAAUAUAUAUAGGGAGCGAGGGAUUGGUUAAGGGAAAAGCCUGCUAAUAAUUAUGCAGGGGCUUCAGUUCUCCAUACUGCAGGGUUAAGAGCAUGGGCUUGGGGUCAGAAAACCCUCAGAUCAAAUCCCAGCUCUCCUACUUACUUGUGCUGUGAUCCUGUUUAGUUGCUCUUCAAGUCUUCUUCAUUAAUAAGACAUAUCUAAUGCUUCAUGGACGUAUUGGAAGGUUAAAUAAGAUAACAUAGGUGAAGCACUUAGCACACAGCCUGGCACAUAGUAAAUGCUCAAUAAUUGGCUCAGAUCAUUAUAUGGUAGGUGGUUUGCAGAUUUCAGAGAUUGUUGUUGUUAGCUGCCGUUGAGUUGGCCCCUGAUUCAUGGUGACCCCAUGCACAAUGGAAUGAAACGCUGCCAGGUCCUGACCACCUCCAUGAUAGUUGUGGAUCAGAUAGUUGUGAUCCGUAGAGUUUUCACUGGCUGAUUUUCAGAAGUGAAUCACCAGCCCUUUCUUCCUAAUCCUAGUCUGGAAGUUCCACUGAACCCUGUUCAGCAUCAUAGCAACACUCACACCUUCGCUGACACAUGGGUGGUGGCUAUGCACGAGGUGUAUUGGCUGGGAAUUGAAUCCGGGUCUCUCGUAUGGAAGGCAAGAAUUCAGUUUAAUCACACUGAACACUCAGUAUGAACCGAACACAGAGUUUAAUCAUAAUUUGAGGAUCUAGAAGGCCAAUUGCCUGCCAAAUGCAGAGCAGAAGAUAAAAAUAUUUCUAGAAAAAAGAAGAAGAAAGAAAUCUGAAUAAAUAGGGAAAACAUUAAAGAAGGAAGGAAGGAUUCAGGAACACCAUCUUGGGGUCAGUGCCAUGGGCCUCAGUCCAUUCUUUGAUGCUAUGAACAUUUGAAAUUGUGGACUCCUAAACCCAGGGUUCCAAGGGAUGCUGGAAUCAUCUGGUUCAGGCAUCCACACAGUACAGGGAUCCCCUUGAUAUCACCCAUGAAAGAUGUCCCCUCGCCUCUGCUUAAUUGCUUCUAGCGACAGGAAGCUUACUACUACACAGAUGGGCACUUACAAAAGGAACUGAUUAUUUUAACAUGAGAGUCAAUCGCUUGUAGGCUGUUAAGGCUGUUUGUGUUUGAACACGUAUUGAAAUAAGAUAUGUUGUCCAGUGAGGCCGCUAGUGACCCAGACUGGGCCCCAAAGACUGCAGUACCUGGAUGGCCAGCAUGUCCCCAGGUUUCAUCCUGGGCUUUUUGGAAACAUGAUUUUACCCAUUUUGUACCCAUAGCUGAUCAGAGCCCCAUUAACCAAGCUCACAAGAGACAGUAUUGGAAACUGAACACUGAUUCAUUUAGGUCGAUCAGUAAUUCGUACUCCCCAGCAGAUGGAGUGGACUCCAUGCUCAAUGCCCAGCUCCUGGGGAAACAGGUUACCCGCCCAAGGUUCCAGGCGAGCAGGGGUAUGGACGGGACGGUCUCUGCUGGCCACAGGGAGCCCUGAUGGCAUCCUCCUGUCAUGGAGAGACCCCCUAGCAGGUGACCUCAGUUGCCUUCCCUCCCAGGCCUCCCCUGACACUCAAAUUGUUGCAUAUAUGGGUCAAUAGUAAGUGAAGAAUCCAGGCCCUCUGCAGUGAAGCAGCAUUCCUAUGGGGGAGGGGGGAAGUUCCUAAAAUUCCCAUGAUCAUCAAGUUUGCUCAGCCAGUAUUGUCAAAACUGUUAUCUUUUAGAAAAUAGCUAGGCCAGUUGCCUUCCAAAUGCAGAGCAGAAGAUAAAAAUGUUCCUAGAAAAAAAAAAAAAGAA